Hydractinia symbiolongicarpus is the source of this 9707-nucleotide messenger RNA. Its product is annotated as SCO-spondin-like. Gene Ontology annotation, biological process: cell-matrix adhesion. Gene Ontology annotation, cellular component: extracellular region. The coding region runs from base 68 to 8734 and encodes 2888 amino acids. Gene Ontology annotation, molecular function: chitin binding; calcium ion binding. The transcript is spliced from 53 exons. Lineage: Eukaryota; Metazoa; Cnidaria; Hydrozoa; Anthoathecata; Hydractiniidae. The record is from RefSeq and is a predicted model, not a curated record.
CUUAUUAGCAAAACACUUGUGUAAAGAAACACACACAAGUGUUAAAGAAGAAAUAAACAGCCCCAAGAUGGGUUGGUUGCAAUGUAUUUUAGUAUUUUCUGUGUUCAUUAACGUUUGCCAAGGGGCAGUUUUGUUUAAUAUUAACCAACAACCAACAAGCGAUUUGAAGAAUACUGACGAUGGUAGUUUUGCCGCAACAACGCCGCAAAGACCUUUUCCAUUCUUUGGGAGAAACGUCAAUAGAUUUUAUGUGAGCAUGAAUGGUUUAAUUUCUGUUGAUGCCCCCGUCAUGUCUUACGAUACACGAACUUGGCCAUCAGGUGCUUAUAACCUUCCAGCAUCGUUCAUUGCACCGUUUUGGGCUGAUGUUAAUGGAUUUUUUGUGGGAGAUGUAAAACAGCGGCAGUCACAGCUACCAAGUGAACUGCAAAUGGCUAGAAAUGUUAUAGUAGGUCAACGAGCUAUCUCUGGGUUGAAGGCUAACUAUAUGUUGCUGGCGGAGUGGAAUGAUGUAACACCCUGUGAUUGCUUCUUUCCACGCAAUCAAUUUCAAGCUGCAUUAGUUACGGAUGGGUGUGCUUCUUAUGCAAUAUUUAGUUAUGGAUCAAUGUUGUGGGGAAACGAAGAAGGUGCUAGAGUGGGUGUAGUGCGUGUUGAUGCAAAUACACAUCAGGAACAUGUAGCAUCAGUUAACCGUAAUUUAAACACACUUGGAACAGGAAACCAUGUAAUGCAUUUAGGUGGAGAAAAUAUUUGCACUGGGCGUGAUAAUGGUGAUAUAAUGCUAAACUCUGCGGAUUCCACGAAUCGUACAUACUAUCGUUGUGGUCAAUGCAGUGCUGGACCCUUACAAACAUGUCCUUCUGGUCAGAAGUAUGAUAUUCAAUGUAACAAAUGUGUUGUGAACGCUUUCCCAAAUUGUGAUAAUAUUGUUCCUGUCAAUGGUCAAUGGAGUGCAUGGAGUAACAAUGGUGUUUGUAGUACAACUUGUGGAGGUGGUCAACAAAACCGAAUUAGACGAUGUGAUAACCCAGCUCCAAGUAAUGGUGGAAAUAGCUGCGUAGGACCAAGUACAGAUACAGUAUCAUGUAAUACAAGUCCUUGCCCAAUUGAUGGUGGUUGGUCAAGGUGGAUUGAUGAAACUCAGUGCAGAGGCACUUGUGGAACAGGAAAUUUGAUUCAAGUUAGAGUGUGCAUUAAUCCAAGACCACAGUUUGGAGGGCAACAAUGUGUUGGAGAAAAUCUAAGAACAAUUAACUGUAGUCUACCAUCUUGUGCAGUUAAUGGCAACUGGGGAAGUUGGAGUUCAGGAGUAUGUUCAGUUUCAUGCGGUAGUGGUUUAAGAUCUCGAACACGACUGUGUAACAAUCCUGCCCCUGCAAAUAAUGGAAAUAAUUGUGUGGGAUCUAACACUGAUGUAGUUCCUUGUAAUGAGAGAUUAUGUCCAGUGCAUGGCAACUGGGGAAAUUGGGUCAAUGGAUUAUGUUCUGUAACUUGUGGAAGUGGUGUGAGGGGUAGAACACGACAAUGUAACAACCCCGCACCUGCAAAUGGUGGAAAUUUGUGUGUAGGAUCUAACACAGAUCAAAUUGCUUGUGUUGCAGGUUCAUGUCCAGUACAUGGCAACUGGGGAAGUUGGGUUGCUGGAGCUUGCUCUACAACAUGCGGAAAUGGUGUGAGGGAUAGAACACGACAGUGUAACAAUCCUGCACCUGCAAAUGGUGGUAAUACUUGUGAUGGAUCUCGCACAGAUCAAAUUGCUUGUAAUGAGGGAUUGUGUCCAGUACAUGGAAACUGGGGAAGUUGGGUUGCUGGAGUUUGCUCUACAACUUGCGGAAAUGGUAUUAGGGGUAGAACACGACAGUGUAACAACCCUGCACCUGCGAAUGGUGGUAAUACUUGUGAUGGAUCUCGCACAGAUCAAAUUGCUUGUAACGAGGGACUGUGUCCAGUGCAUGGCAACUGGGGAAGCUGGACUGCUGGUACUUGUUCUGUAACAUGCGGUAGUGGUAUGAGAUCUCGAACACGACUGUGCAACAGCCCAGCCCCUGCAAAUGGUGGGAGUACUUGUGUUGGAUCUAAUACUGAUCAAAUUGCUUGUAAUGAUGGGCUAUGUCCAGUACAUGGCAACUGGGGAAGUUGGACUGCUAGCUCUUGUUCUGCAACAUGUGGUAGUGGUAUGAGAUCUCGAACACGAGUGUGUAACAGCCCAGCCCCAGCGAAUGGUGGAAAUCCUUGUGCGGGAGCUAGUACUGACCAAAUCACAUGUAAUGAGGGCCUGUGUCCAGUACAUGGUAGCUGGGGAAGUUGGGUUGCUGGAUCUUGCUCGGCAACAUGUGGAAAUGGUGUUAGGGCUAGAACGCGAGUGUGUAACAACCCAGCCCCUGCAAAUAAUGGAAAUCCUUGCGCUGGUUCUAGCACUGAUCAGAUUGUGUGUAAUUUGGGAUUAUGUCCAGUACACGGCAAUUGGGGAAGUUGGGUUGCUGGAUCUUGCUCAAGAACUUGUGGAAAUGGGCAAAGAGCACGAACCCGUCAAUGCAACAAUCCAGUUCCUGCAAAUGGUGGAAAUCAAUGUCAAGGAUCAAACGCAGAUCAGAUUUCAUGCAACGAAGGAUUAUGUCCAAUUCAUGGAAAUUGGGGAUCCUGGGUGAACUCCACUUGUUCAACAACAUGCGGAUUUGGUUUGGUAACUAGAAAUCGUGAAUGUAACAAUCCAGCUCCAGCAAACGGUGGAAACCCAUGCAUUGGAUCUCAGAUUGAGCAAUUAACUUGCAAUGAUGGCCCAUGUCCAGUUCAUGGUUUCUGGGGAAAUUGGGUUGGUGGCUCAUGUUCUGUAACUUGUGGAUCAGGUACACGAACAAGAACACGUUUUUGUAACAACCCACCACCUAGCAAUGGUGGUGAAACUUGCCCAGGUUCGAGAACAGACACAGUAACUUGUACUGUUGGCUUAUGUCCAGUAAAUGGCAAUUGGGCUCCUUGGGUCGAUGGCACAUGCUCACUCACAUGUGGUAGUGGUACACGACAAAGAACAAGAACAUGCAGCAACCCAGCGCCAGCAAAUGGUGGUUUAUCAUGCUCUGGAUCAGCAGUUACUUCCGUUCCAUGCAACGAAGGACCAUGUCCAAUUCAUGGAAACUGGGGAUCCUGGGCAAAUAGUGCAUGUUCUGUAUCAUGUGGCUUGGGUACGUUGACACGCUCGCGUCUUUGUAAUAAUCCAGCACCAAGUAAUGGAGGAAAUAGCUGUGUUGGCUCAUCAACAUUGCAAGUACAAUGCAACAAUGGUGCAUGUCCAGUCCAUGGUCAAUGGAGUGCUUGGGUUGAUGGAUCAUGCUCACAGACUUGUGGAAAUGGCAUUCGAGCAAGAACCCGUACUUGCACAAAUCCUGCACCAGCUAAUGGCGGAUCAACCUGUGAUGGAGCUUCUACUAGCAAUAUUGCGUGCAAUGAUGGGUCUUGUCCAAUUCAUGGUGGUUGGGGAAGUUGGGCAAAUGAAGGGACAUGCUCACGAACUUGUGGCCAAGGAAGGCAACUUCAACGACGUCUUUGCAACAACCCCCCACCCCAGUUUGGUGGCAACAACUGCAAUCCUGCUGAUAGUUCACAAACAAUUGAUUGCUUCCUUGUUAACUGCCCGAUUAAUGGAGGUUGGUCUGCUUGGACAGAAAGUGGUUCUUGCAGUAGGACUUGUGGUACUGGAGUAAUUAGAGAAGUUAGAUCAUGUACAAAUCCAACCCCUCAGUUUGGAGGCAGCACUUGUGUAGGGACCAGUCAACGUCAGACAAAAGAAUGCAACACGCAAAGAUGUCCAGAUAUAUGUACUAUCCAGAAUGCAGGAGAUAAUCAAAUUGUUUUCGAUCCAGCAAACCGCUCUUUCUAUUGCGUUUGCAUGAGAACAGCAGAUAACAGUCAGAGCUUUAUUCAUAUUUGUCACACUUGUCCAGCUGGAACACAGUACGAUACAACAUUGUCUAUGUGUGCUAUCAAGAUAAAUCUUCAGUGUACCCCAGAUCCGUUCUGUAAUGGAAAAGCCCCUAAUCAAAACUAUUCAAUCAAUCAUGGACUAUCAACAGCUUCAUGCAGUCAUCUGUACUAUUUCUGUGAUGCUCUGUUACAGAAAACUGAGUUAUCCUGUGGCUUGACGUCAAAUGGUGUUUAUUUUGAUCCAGUAUCACAGCAAUGUAUGGCUGGAAAUCCACCUCAAGCAACAUGCUCAAAUUAUUUGUGUACUGGUCGUGUUGAUGGCAGUUAUGAUCGCGUCAAUGAAACAUGCACAUCGUACUAUCAAUGUACAAACUUCCAAUUAUCAAUACGAGCAUGCAAUUCUCCAACUCCCUUUUACAACAAUGUAUUAAGAACAUGUGUAGCUGUUUACCCUGACCAAAACUGCAUACAUCCACAAUGUGCUGGACGGUCUAACGGGCGUUAUGUGGAAGAUGACACUUGUGGAGCAUAUUAUGACUGUGUGAAUCAGCGAAGAACGUUUUACGACACAUGUGCUGGAUAUUACAAUAGAAAUACUCAAUCUUGUUCGGCAACAUACCCCGGAAUUCAUUGUCAACAUAAAUUUUGCCUUGUCAGUCCACGUAAUCUUGCUGCUGGAAUAUACCGACAGGAUGGUUCAAGUUGUUUUGCAGAUCAUGCAUUCUGCUCAGGAGGAAGCACAACACCUCCAAACUUUUACGAAACAAGAAAUUGUGCAGUAAAUAAUUACUUUUUAAUUACAAAUGCUCAAACCUUGGCUGGUGUGUGUACUCCAAGUCCACCCGCAACAACCUGUGCCAAUUAUCGCUGUAUUGGACGACCUAAUGGUCAUGUGAUGAGUUUGGAUGGUGACAAUUCUUGUACAACAUAUUAUGAAUGUCAAUCACAAACUACGCUGCUGAGAACAUGUGCCCCAAACACGUACUUCAAUGGCGCUUCUUGUUCUCCGAACUUUGAUGCCCUCAGGUGCCAACAUCCUGACUGUCUACCUGGUGGAAGACAAGGUAGAGCAGGUGAUUAUCCACUAACAGCAGGAAAUCAAUGUAGUGCAAGUUACUACAGUUGUAGCUCAAAUUUGUAUCGAACAACACGCUCUUGUCAGAUCUCAGCAACUGGUGAAUAUUUUGGAUUCAGGAAUGGUGUUUGGGAAUGUAUUGUUGGUGAUGCACCCCAAUCAUGUGGAUACCCAGGUUAUGUCUGUAUUGGUAAAUCAAUCACUGUAAACGGUUUUCCAUUCCAAGAUGAUCCCCGUGAAUCGUAUUGUAGAGGCUAUUUCAGCUGUACUUCCUCGGGUGCUGUUUCAGCUACUUGCAGUGGUGCAAAUCCAUUCUAUAACAUUGCAUUAAGGAGAUGCCAAUCUACAUUACCUGCAACUCAAGGAUGUUGGAGAGAUGGAGGUAUUUCAUUGUGGGCUUCCUGGUCAUAUGUCAGCGGAAGCUCGUGUUCCGUUACCUGUGGCACAGGUGGUGUGCAAUUACAACGAAGAACACGUUCCUGUACCAAUCCUACACCUCUUGGUGGUGGUUCAACCUGUCAAGGAAUUUCAAUUGAACAAUUCCAAAAUGCAACUUGCCAAAUCACACCCCCAUCUUGUGGAGAUCAGUUUUGUGUUGGAAGAGCGGCUGGUGAUUAUUCAAAAUCACUGGCAUUGACCCCACCUGUAAACUUGGCCUGUUUCAAGGAUUACUUUAUCUGUUCGGGUCCACCUAACAACAUUUUGUCUAACGGCGAUUGUCCCAGUGCAGACUAUGUGUUCAUUCCAGGAAGUGGAUGUAGGCGAGGCAAUUUAGAUCCUGCUUGCCCAUCCAAUGCAUGCAACAGAAAGGCUGAUGGACUGCACCCCUUGUCCACUAGCACGCAUGACUGUCGACAAUACUUAAAUUGUUCGAAUGAAUUUGAAAUCGCACUGACUUGUCCAAAUGGAAAUAAUAAUCGCCCGUUAUACUUUAACGCUGUUUCAAGAACAUGCGAACCAAUCGCUGGGUCAAACUGUAAUCCAGUACUGGGAUUUUGGAGCAACUGGGCUAAUGAUGGAAGUAACUGCGGUAUCAGUAAUGGACAAUGCCAAAGAAGGCAAAUUCGAACUUGUUCCGAUCCAACCCCUUUAAAUGAUCCAAAUGCAUGUCCUGGUGACAAUUCCCGAUUUGUCUUGUGUAAUUCAGUUGAUUGCUCAAACCCAUGUACUACUAAUCCUUGUACUGGUACCAACGCAGUUUGUGUGCAAACUCCGUUGGUUGGUGUAGGAUACAUCUGUGACUGUCCUAAUGGAUAUACUAAAACGGGUAGUGGGAACACUGUUACCUGUACUAAUAUAAACGAAUGCACCUCUGGCACACAUGAUUGCUCUCCAAACGCUAACUGCUUCGACACGCAAGGAAGUUUCAUAUGUACUUGUCAGACGUUUUAUACUGGUGAUGGAAAGACGUGCACAGAUAUUAAUGAAUGUGCCAUUGGAACUCAUAACUGUAACUCCAAUGCGAGAUGUACUAACCGAAUCGGCGCUGGAUUCACAUGUACGUGUAACGUAGGUUUCGAAGGAGAUGGCACAACAUGUAACGACAAGAACGAAUGUACAAACGGGGAAUCUAUAUGCCACACUAAUGCAAUUUGUUCCAAUACUGUUGGUAGCUACACUUGUAGUUGCCGACCUGGAUUUUCUGGAACUGGAAUUGUAUGCUCAGACAUUAAUGAAUGUACAGCUGGUACAGCCGCAUGUAGCCCUCAGGCUACCUGUUUGAAUAACAUUGGUAGCUACGGAUGCACGUGUAACGGUGGAUUCAGAGGAAAUGGUUUCACAUGUACAGAUAUCCACGAGUGUAACGAAAACAGUGAUAAUUGUAAUGCCAAUGCACUCUGUUUGAACACAUUUGGUGCUUUUACAUGUACAUGUAAUACUGGAUUCACUGGCAAUGGCGUGACAUGCUCAGAUGUGAACGAAUGCUUAGCUAGCAAUCUCAACAACUGUCACUUGAACGCUGACUGUACGAAUACGAUUGGUAGUUAUACAUGUGCUUGCAGGAUUGGAUACGCAGGAAAUGGACUAACCUGUCAAGAUAUCAAUGAAUGUACCAGUGGAACGAGCGAUUGUAACAGCAAUGCCGACUGUACCAAUUCAGUUGGCAGUUUCACUUGUAGUUGUCGACCUGGAUAUAUAGGGGAUGGGAAAACGUGCACAGCAACCAACGCAUGUGCAAACAGCAACUGCAGUCCAAAUGCAAGAUGCAGUAAUUCGCAGAAUGGAGGCUUUACGUGUACUUGCAAUGCUGGGUAUUCUGGAAAUGGAGUAACAUGUACAAACAUCAACGAAUGUACCUCUGGGACACACGAUUGUUCACCAAAUGCUAAUUGUGCCGAUACAAUAGGUAGUUUUUCGUGUACGUGCAAGCCAUUCUACGCUGGUGAUGGGAGAACGUGUACAGAUAUAAACGAAUGUCAACUUAACACGGACAAUUGUCAUGCAAACGCAAUAUGUACCAAUCAAAUUGGAACAGGAUUUACGUGUCAAUGUACAGCUGGCUACACAGGGAAUGGAGUUAACUGCGUCGAUCUAAAUGAAUGCACUGCAAAUCUUGACAACUGUGACUCUGUUAAUGGAAUCUGUAACAACUUAAUUGGCAAUGGAUUUUCAUGUGCAUGUAGAGGUGGAUUUACUGGAAAUGGUGUCACCUGUACUGAUAUCGACGAGUGCGCUACGAACACACAUAACUGCUCACCUAAUGCGAAUUGCUUCAAUACUGUUGGUGCUUUCACAUGUACCUGUAAGAUUGGUUACUCUGGUGAUGGACAAACAUGUGUCGAUAUAAACGAAUGCGCUAACAGUAAUGCAAACACUUGUUCUGUGAAUGCUGAUUGUACAAACACACAAGGAAGUUACACAUGUGCUUGUAGGGAUGGCUUUACAGGCGAUGGAAGAACCUGCACAGCUGCAAAUCCAUGUGCAAGUAACAACUGCAACGCGAAUGCUGACUGUACUAAUGUUGGCAACACAUUCUCGUGUACAUGUAGAAUAGGCUUCACAGGAAAUGGAAUUUUCUGCAAUGACAUCGACGAAUGUCUUCAAGCGAACGACUGCCAUGCCAAUGCUGAUUGUACGAACACUGCGGGUAGUUAUUUAUGUACUUGCAAGGCAGGCUAUUCAGGCGAUGGAAAAUCGUGUGCUGACAUCAAUGAAUGUACUACGGGUAUGCAUAAUUGUAAUACUAAUGCAUUUUGCACAAACUCGCUUGGCAGCUUUUCUUGCACGUGUAAUCCAGGCUUUACUGGCGAUGGGCGAACUUGUACUGCUACUUCGCUGGAUUGUCGCUUCACUGGUGAUCGUCUUCCAGAUGCAAACGAUCCAACUAAAUAUCAGGAAUGUCAAACUGAUGGAACUCGUGUUAGCAAAUCUUGUCCUAAUUCCCAAUUAACCUCGUUUACCGGUUCAGGAUUUGUCGAGUUCUCAAAUGGUAUAUUUUAUUCACCAUAUUUCCGAACAUGUGUGAACACAACGACAGGCCGACCGCAUGGCCCAAUUCUUGACAUCAAAGAUUCAUGCGCUGAGAUUGCCAACAAUCAGGUAACUGGUGACGACAUUAAAUUACCUGUACCAACAGUCCCAGGCUGUCAUCAAUGGUUGACCUGUUCCAACCAAGUGUUGACUAAUCGAGAGAUUAAUCCGCCUGUCGCUGGUCAAUGUGAUGGAUCACUAUUAUUUGACGGUGACCGACAUUUUUGCGAUGUUGGUUCAUCAUUUACUUGUUUGUUCCCUUAAAAUACUUAUUUAUCGUACAUGAUUUGAAUGCAAAAUCAGAGGCUAUUCUUAACUGAAUGGCACAGGAAACUGAUCUUAUUCACGUAUGGUAUAUUACUUAGCAUUUAAUUCAUUGAUUUCUCUCUUAUAAUUUUUUUUAAAUUCUGCUCUUUUUUGUUAAUUUUUACAAUAUCAAGUUUUCCAUUCGUUAUACAUAAAUAGUUCUAUUUUUCUAAUUUUUUUAUACACUACUACAUUAUUUUGUUGUUAUUGUUGUUGUAAUUUUGAGAUACAUAUAAUUUCUACUCUGUGUUGUCUUGUCUGUCGUUUCAUUCUUGUUCUCCUGUUAUAUUUGUACAUAGUCAAAUGUAUUUCAAAUUUUUGUUGAGCAUUUGUCAUUGAUUUUUGUUUUUUUGUUUGUUUGUUUUUUUUUUGUUUUUUAGGCUGUUCUUUUUCUUUUUUUCUGCAGACUCUUAACCACAUUGUUUUGAGGCAGCUCCAUGCAGUUUUCCUUUCUCGUGUGCAAAUUGAAACAAAGUUUCAGUUAGAACUGAAAAAGCAUAUUACGUAUGUGACUUUUCACCUUUCUUGUUUCUUAAUACAAAUAACUCCAAAAUCUAUAGAUACUCGAUAUCAUUGCAGUAAAUUUAACUAAGUGAGGUAUUUUAAGAUAUUAUUGUUAGCACUGUUGUAACAUGCAACAUUUUUGAAUGGGAACGGCCAUUAUGACAGGAAACUGUUGUGUCACGGAAUAGGAACUACCGAAGAUAUUGAAGACAUCAGGUCAAUUCUUGACAUGAUGAAUGCUUGUAUGUUUGAUUGCACUCUGCACUGCGUACUUCACUUGUUUCCAACUCUCUUAAUAUUGGUGUAAAAUCAAAAGGAUAUUUUAAAAGGGCUGGAAACAAAGUUGUUGUGACUGAUGAUGUUUAAAUUGACUGAUUUGUAAUUUUAAUUACGUCACAAAAGAAGAAAUAUAAUUUUAUUUAUUAAG